This is a messenger RNA of Capsella rubella, 455 nucleotides long. RefSeq lists its product as uncharacterized. The transcript is spliced from 2 exons. Lineage: Eukaryota; Viridiplantae; Streptophyta; Magnoliopsida; Brassicales; Brassicaceae. Bases 89 to 331 code for a protein of 80 amino acids. The record is from RefSeq and is a predicted model, not a curated record.
UCUGAGCCGUCCGGAGGUAAAAAACUAUUCCCGUUUAGUGUUUCUUCUGUUACGGAAGGGUCCUCAAUUUCAUAUUAUUCCGGCGACGAUGUCGAUUUACAGGAUCGCAAGAGCCUUACCCUUCUCCGGGAUCUUCAGGCAGCUCGAGCAAGAAGCUGAAACUGUGAUCAAUGUUCUUCAACCUGGACCUUUGGGGAUCAUAGAGCACAAGUUCUCGGCACAAGAGAUUCGGGAGGCAAAAGCUACAGUUUCUAGAGCAGUUGCUAAUUGGCGAAGACAUUCUGAGCUAGAGCAUGCAAAUGGCCUUUUGAAAGAUUACAUUUAUAAGUGAAGAAGUGAGUAAAACCUCUACUUGUGUUUGUUUCUUCGUUUUCAUGGCUGAUGUAUAAGAAUAGGCCUUUCAUCUUGCUGAACAAUCUUUUGUGAUCAAUGAAAAAGCAAUUACUUCUCUUUUA